Molecule: messenger RNA, 1265 nt
Organism: Zea mays
Lineage: Eukaryota; Viridiplantae; Streptophyta; Magnoliopsida; Poales; Poaceae
Product: peroxidase 2
Biological process (GO): hydrogen peroxide catabolic process; response to oxidative stress
Molecular function (GO): peroxidase activity; heme binding
Source: RefSeq, marked validated
AACAUAUAGCAGGCCUAGCAGUGCCGUUCUGGAAAGGGCGGGAGAGGGGAUGAGGACGAGAGGUGGCAGCGGAUUCGCCGGCCUGCAGGUGGCGUGCGUCGUCGCCGCCCUGUGCCUGCUCCUGCCGACGGGGAGCCGCGCCCAACUGCAGGUGGGGUUCUACAACACCUCCUGCCCCAACGCCGAGGCGCUCGUGCGUCAGGUCGUCACGGCUGCUUUCGCCAACAACUCCGGCGUCGCACCCGGGCUCAUCCGCCUCCAUUUCCAUGACUGCUUCGUCAGGGGUUGCGAUGCCUCCGUGCUCCUGUCCGUGAACCCCGCCGGCGGCAAAACGGAGCGUGAGUCCCCGGCCAACGACCCGAGCCUGCGCGGCUUCGACGUGAUCGACGCCGCCAAGGCCGCCGUGGAGCGGAGCUGCCCACGCACGGUGUCGUGCGCCGACGUCCUCGCGUUCGCGGCCCGCGACAGCGUCACCCUGACGGGCAACCUCUUCUACGACGUGCCAGCGGGGCGGCGGGACGGCCGCGUGUCCAACGAGACGGAGGCCAACGACAACCUGCUGGGGCCGGACAGCACGGCGGAGAUCCUCAUCGACGGCUUCGGGAAGAAGAACCUGAGCAUCGAGGACAUGGUGGUCCUGUCCGGCUCCCACACCAUCGGCCGCUCCCACUGCUUCUCCUUCCUGUCCACCAACCGGCAGCGGCUGGCCAACGGGACCAUAAGCCCAGCGUACCAGGCGCUGCUGGAGGCGCUGUGCCCGCCCAACCCGGGCCAGUUCACCCCCAACACCACGGAGAUCGACGUCAGCACGCCCACCGUGCUGGACAACAACUACUACAAGCUGCUGCCGCUCAACCUGGGCCUGCACUUCUCCGACGACCAGCUUAUCCGCAACGGCACUCUCGCGCCGUUCGCCAGCGCAUUCGCCGCCAACGAGACGCUCUGGAAGGACAAGUUCGCCGCCGCCAUGAUCAAGAUGGGCAACAUCGAGGUUAAGACCGGCACCACCGAUGAGAUCCGCCUCAACUGCAGCGUCGUCAACCCGUCGUCGUCGUCGUCCACCGCUGGGGUGAUCGAGAUGCUGUUCCCUGCAGCCGACGAGGUUGCCACGAGCUCAUGACUGAUCGAAAAAAUAUAUCCACUCGUGUUAAUAACGCGCGUGCGGAGUACGUACAUAUCUUCGCCUUUGUACGUACGUGGACCUCGAUUGUUUGCUGCGCGCACAGUCGUACUGAACUGGGUUUGGUUUGUGGGUGUGGUGAAAG